Saccostrea cuccullata (small rock oyster) is the source of this 781-nucleotide messenger RNA. RefSeq lists its product as uncharacterized. The record is from RefSeq and is a predicted model, not a curated record. The transcript is spliced from 4 exons. Bases 35 to 538 code for a protein of 167 amino acids. Lineage: Eukaryota; Metazoa; Mollusca; Bivalvia; Ostreida; Ostreidae.
UUCUCUCUUUUCUGUUUUUAGAUACCUAAUAAGGAUGUGCCGAUGGUUAUUUGAUUGCUUACGAGCAAUAUUCAAUUUCCUAAGGAAUUUGUGCUGCGGUUUUGCAGAAGACAGUGAAGAAAAUGGUCGCCUUUUAACGAAAUCAAUUCACGUGACAACAUCCCCACUUCAAGCAUAUUGUCGAAAUACAUUUCUAAACUUUCAAAACAAGUAUUUGCGAUCGUGCAACCUCGAGUGGAAAGAUCUUCAAGUAAUUACGAACACAGUAAUUAUACUUUGUCCGAAGAAGUCUCGCCUUCAAGAUGACAUUACAGAGACUUUGAAUUAUUUCAAAAUAUUAGGUCAACACAAAAUAAUGCUUAUUGUAUUGCACUAUUGUGAACGUGACAUAGAGCCGGAAAACCUUCUAACAGAAAAUAGAGAUAGCAGGGUCUCUUCUUUUGCUAAUAUUGUAUAUAGCGAUUCCGAACAAUGUUACGACUGUCAUAUAAACGGUAAGGCCGUGAAAGCCAUCAAAGACUUUAUAAGAAGUAACUGAUGAAAUGGACAUAUCAUGUAUUAAAAUGGUAACUACAUGUACAUCAUAUAAAAACUUUGUGAAGACUUCAUACAAAAGAAAAACAACUUCAUUUUAUUAACUACGUUUCAUAUUAAAUAGUAACAAAAUUCCUUUAUAGAAACUUGGCUUAUUUGUACAUUUGUUUUGCUGUUAAAAACGAUAACAGAAAUGUUAUACUGUAAUUGGUACAUUGAGUUACGUCAAAUAAAACAAAAAACUGCA